AUGGAAAUCAGCAUUAGUAAUCUAGAGAGUAAUACAAGAACUACACUGGGCAGACCUCUCCUGAAAGUUAAAUGCAGAGAUAUAAGAAGACUUGUAAUGAAGGAUCUGGAAUGCAGUAGCUCUGAAAGCUUCAGAACAACCUUUUUAGAGGAUAGUAAGGAAGGCCUACUUAGUGUGAAAAGUUCUUAGAUAAGAGAAACAUCUCCAUUUUUAUAGGUAGAGUCUUCAAGAGGGCUUAAAUAUGCUCAGCUUAAACCUAAAUCAUCUUUUGGGAUCAAGAGAAAUGUGAGUAAAUUCUGUUACAAAUUUCCGAAUCUUCAAAAAAGUCCAAAGAAGGAAAAGAAUACGCAUUCAACGAUAAAACUAGAAGAACUCGCUUAACUUCAUAAAUCAAACAAGACUCGAUUCUCCAAAUUUCUAAAGAAUAAAAAACUAAAAAUUAUGCCAAUAAAAACAAAACCCGAUAUUUUUCAAAAAUACCCUCCCAACCCACAUCAAACCCACUUACAAUAAAGAUCCUCAACCCAAUAACCACCACUAAAUCUUCCAUAAAUCCCACCCCAAUCCCUCAACCCUCAUAACCUCCCUCAAUCCCCCUCCACCCACCCCAAAACCUCCCCUAAAAUCCACUAAUUUCCUAAUUUCUUAACAAAUUUAUUUAUUCAAGUAUGGAUUUUAUGGAACGGCAAAAAGUUCUGAGGUUUAGAUGCCCAAUUUAGCACAUUGUUUGAGGAAAUUUGAUACUAUAGAACAUGAUUCGAAUUGAUAGUGCUUCCUAUAUAUCCUUCUUAUUUUUAAAUGCUACAAUUUACAUGGCUAGAUAUGAAUUCUCUCAGAAUCUAGAGCUAACUUAAUGAAAUUCUUAUUACUUGAUUCAGAACUGUUAUUAUUAUA
Molecule: messenger RNA, 894 nt
Organism: Moneuplotes crassus
Lineage: Eukaryota; Ciliophora; Spirotrichea; Euplotida; Euplotidae
Source: the annotation of a GenBank genome assembly